Aspergillus bombycis is the source of this 4029-nucleotide messenger RNA. RefSeq names its product ABC transporter ATP-binding protein. Gene Ontology annotation, molecular function: ATP binding; ABC-type transporter activity; ATP hydrolysis activity. The record is from RefSeq and is a predicted model, not a curated record. Gene Ontology annotation, cellular component: membrane. Lineage: Eukaryota; Fungi; Ascomycota; Eurotiomycetes; Eurotiales; Aspergillaceae. Gene Ontology annotation, biological process: transmembrane transport. The transcript is spliced from 10 exons. The coding region runs from base 1 to 4029 and encodes 1342 amino acids.
AUGGGUUACAAAGUCGCGGCUAGUAGACAGGAAUCACUUCCAGGUGAUGAGGCCACCAGCAGCCAAUUGCUAGGAAAAAGCGUCGAGACCAACCUCCAUCUAGAACGUACCGCGACGCUCAAAGACUACCUGCGCGUCUUCACGUAUGGAACUGUGUGGGACUUCUUGGCUGGCGCUGCUGGCGUCUUAGCUACUAUCGGCUCCGGUGUUACCCAGCCCUUAAUGUUUAUUCUUUUUGGAAAGUUUGUCGGUGAAUUUACUGGCUUUGUUACUGGGAACGCUAGUCAAAGCCUCGACAAGACCAAAGAUACCCUCGAUCAGUUAUGCCUCUUCGUGUUUAUCCUGUUUUUGGUCCGUUUCGUACUUGCCUCGAUCCACAAGUUUGCCUUUCGUAUGAUUGGCAUUAGACUGUCGGCCGCCAUCAGGCUACAUUAUCUAAAGCAACUUUUCAACCAAAGCGUGCAUGUUCUCGACUCUCUACCCCCCGGCCAUGCUGUCGGUACUAUCACGUCCAGCAGCAAUAUACUACAAAUCGGUAUUUCUGAGAAACUCGGCACCUUUAUCGAAUCCACUACUCUCAUCGUCGCUUCCCUGAUUGUCGCGUUAACGUGUAGCUGGGAAUUAUCACUAGUCACGUCGGCUGGCUUUUUUGUUGUCGUUCUAAUUGUCGGUGCCUUGUUUCCGCUCACUGCCAAGGGCCAGGCUCGCCAAACAAAGCUGGAAGGACAAGCGGCGGGUAUCGCUAGUGAAGGCUUUGCAAGUAUUCGCAUGAUCAUGGCCUGUGGUGCACAGCAGCAGGUUGUUGACAAGUAUGGAGCCCUCGUGGAAGAGGCUAAAAAACAGGCACAAGCUACAAACCCACUGACCUCACUGCAGUUUGCCUUGACAUUCUUUGGUGUCUUCGGUACUAUCGCUUUUACCUUUUGGUAUGGGACUAUGAUGUUUACUAAGAACAGACUGGAUGAUAUAGGGAUUAUCAUUGUAGUCCUCUUCUCUUUAACAACUAUUUUCUUUUCUCUGGAUCGUGUUUCAGUGCCUUUGCAGGCCAUAAGCAAAGCUUCGCUAGCUGCAUGCGAAUUAUUCUCCGUCAUUGAUGCCCCCAUCACUGAAAGAGGCUCGCUAAAGGCACCUCAUAUUUCAGCGACAGAAGAUCUUGUUUUUGAUCAUGUCACUUUUGCGUAUCCGAGCAGGCCUGACAUCAUGAUUCUAGACCGGCUGAACAUGCGCAUUGAGGCGGGAAAGAUAACUGCUAUUGUUGGACCCUCAGGCUCUGGGAAAAGCACCAUAGUUGGUCUGAUUGAACGUUGGUAUACCCUGACGCAGCAACAUGUCAUUGCCAGGGUGACACAGCAGGAUGGCGGAAAGAACAAGAAGAAUUCCCAAGAUACUGCUAAUGAGCAAUUUGGACUAAUUGGGCCAGAGCUUGAAGAGGACAGAAAUCCAGUUAACAUCCAAGGCACCAUUACAACCUGCGGUCAUUCACUAGACGAUAUCGACAUCAAGUGGUGGAGAUCAAAGAUUGGGCUUGUCCAACAAGAGCCCUCCUUGUUUAAUGAUACCAUCUACGAGAAUAUUGCCCGAGGGUUAAUCGGUUCUCACUGGGAGGGAGAGAGCGAAGAGCGAAAGAGAGCUCUUGUCAAAGAAGCCUGUCAAGAGGCCUUCGCCGAUGAGUUUAUCGACAGACUCCCUUUAGGAUACGACACAAAGGUUGGUGAUGGCGGCGCUAGACUUUCUGGUGGGCAGCGCCAACGCCUCGCCAUCGCCCGAGCUAUUGUCAAAAGACCUGACAUUUUGAUCCUCGACGAAGCCACGAGCGCUAUUGAUGUCCGUGGUGAGCGAAUCGUACAGGCAGCUCUCGACAAGGCUGCUCAACAUCGAACGACUAUUAUAAUCGCUCACCGACUCUCCACUAUCAAGAACGCCGAUCGUAUCAUGGUUCUCAAAAAGGGUAAAAUCAUCGAGUCUGGAACACACAGCAGCCUGAUUUCUACAAAUAACGGAGUUUAUGCUGGUCUCGUAAAGGCACAGACUCUUUCCCUUGGUGACCCUUUCCAGGACACCCAGGAGUUUGAUACGGAAGAUAUUGACACCCUCAGCCGUGAAAAGAGUCAGGCAGAUUGUAAAGUUGGUGAUGGCUGCCCUGAAUACGACAAGGGUGGGAUGAAGUCAGAUCGUGGCUUCUUUGGAAGCUUUGGGCUGUUGUUCUUCGAGUCCAGAAAUUACUGGGGUCUAAUGAUCUUCGGCGUUUGCAUCUCAGCUGUAACCGGUACGGCACAGCCAUUGCAUGCAUGGCUGAAUGCUCGGUCUAUCUUCCUCUUUAAAUGGCAAGAUAAUUAUACUAAGCUUAUGAAUGAGAUGGGCUUCAUGGCUAUUAUAUGGACUAUCUUUGCCGCCUCCGCUGGUAUCGCCUACUUUAUAACAUUUCUCUGCUCUGGUCGCGUUGCGUCUUUGAUCCGAGCAAAGUACCAGACGCAGUACUUCAAGUCACUGGUCUUCCAGCGGGCAGUAUAUUUUGAUGAGGAUAGCCAUUCUCAUGGUACUCUAGUCUCGCGCGUUAGAGAUGACCCGCUUAAGCUCGAGGAGAUGAUGGGUACGAAUAUUGCCCAGAUCUGUAUCGCUGUUUUCAACAUAAUCGGCAACCUCAUAAUAUCCCUUGCGUAUAGCUGGAAGCUUGCGUUAGUCUCAUUAUGCGCUGUGACACCGGUGUGCGCCUUCUCCGGUUAUAUUCGUUUUCGAUAUGAGCUCCAGUUCGAGAGCAUGAGCGAUAAGGUCUUCGCCGAGAGUUCCCAAUUUGCCUCGGAGGCAAUUGGAGCUUUUCGUACCGUCACAUCCCUUACUCUUGAAAACUCAAUAUUAUAUCGCUUCGAGACCCUCUGCCAUGAACAUGUUGUCUCUGCCUACAAAAAGGCUCGCUGGGUCAGCAUUAUUCUCGGAUUCUCAGAAAGCGCCAAUCUCGGUUGCCAGGCGCUCAUCUUCUACUACGGUGGCCGACUGUUUAUUCGUGGAGAGAUCGGCACCAUGGCGUUCUUUGUGUGUCUGACGGCUAUCAUGAAUGCUGCCGAAGGAUUUGGCAAGAGCUUGAGUUUUGGCCCCAACUUUGCCCAAGCAACCACUGCGUCGAAACGUAUCCUAGAUGCAAGAGAUUCUAGCUUCGUGGAGCCUCACGAUAAAGAUGAUAUUCCUGUUACAGAGGGCGGUAUUACGAUUGAGCUCCGUAACGUUUGUUUGAGAUAUCCGAACCAAACGAAACCCGUUUUCAAUGGGUUGAACAUGAGGAUCGAGAAAGGACAGUUCGCCGCCUUAGUUGGUGCAUCUGGCUGUGGCAAGACUAGCAUCAUAUCCUUGCUUGAAAGGUUCUAUGAGCCCGAGAAGGGCCAGAUACUCUUCAAUGGAAAGGAUAUUUCAGAUGUCAACAUCUAUGCAUACCGCAAACACUUGUCUCUCGUGGCACAAGAGUCUACGCUCUUUCAGGGCACGAUCCGAGAUAAUAUUCUCCUUGGUAUAGAUCCCAGAACAAUAACUGACAGUCAGAUCCACGCCGCCUGUCGUAAUGCGUCGAUUCAUGACUUCAUUACGUCUCUCCCUGAGAGCUACAACACCGAUGUCGGAUCCCGCGGCAUCACUCUCUCUGGUGGACAGAAGCAGCGCAUUGCUAUUGCUCGAGCUCUGAUUCGCAACCCCCGAGUCCUUCUUCUCGAUGAGGCGACUAGUUCUCUUGACUCGGAGAACGAAAAGCUCGUUCAGGCGGCCUUUGAACGCGCAGCUAAGGGCAGAACUCUGAUUGCCGUUGCACAUCGAUUGGCCACCGUGCAGAAUGCCGAUAUAAUCUUCGUUUUAGGUGAAGGUGGCCAAUUGUUAGAGAAAGGCAGUCAUCUAGAGCUUCUUAGGAAAAGAGGUGUCUACUAUCAAAUGUGCGGAGGAUUCGGUCAGGAAGACCGGGUUAUGGGACUUGGGAUCAUUCCGGCAUGUGUAAUUGAUUUCGAACGGCACUUUCAGACUUCGACUGGCCGGUAUAUUCUUGGCGAGUAA